UCACCAAUCAGGGGGGAAAUAAAUAGCCACUUAGUAAGAAAAUAGAAUACAGGGUGGGCAUUUCUCAAAUGUUAUCAUUCAAUGAGAAGAAAAGGCUAAGUGGGCAUCACCCACCUACUGAGAGGGAUAGGGACCUUAUCAAUUAAGAAAGGUCUCUUGCAGAGACCUUCAAUAUAUAUAUCUCUCUAUCUCCAUCUCUCUUUCUUCAUUAAAAUCUCUCUCUCAAUAUGGAUGCAGCCCUCCAAGGUUUGAUACAGAUUGGGGUGUCCUUCAUAAGGACACCCAUGGCACCAGCCUUCUUCACAGUGUUGGCUAUGCUAGGAGGACUUUUGGGCUACUUGUAUGAACCCUAUUGGAGGGUGAGAAGGGUACCAGGUCCACCAGUCUUCCCUCUUGUUGGGCACCUCCCCUUGAUGGCCAAGUAUGGUCAUGAUGUGUUCUCAGUCCUUGCCAAAAAAUAUGGUCCAAUUUUCAGGUUCCAUGUGGGUAGACAGCCCCUGGUGAUUGUAGCAGAUGCAGAGCUCUGUAGAGAAGUUGGAAUAAAGAAAUUCAAAGACAUUCCCAACAGAAGCAUUCCCUCUGCCAUCUCAGCAUCCCCUCUCCACCAAAAGGGUCUCUUCUUCACCAGGGAUGCAAGGUGGUCAACAAUGAGAAACACCAUAAUAUCAGUCUACCAGCAAUCUCACCUAGCCAACCUGGUGCCAACCAUGCAAGCAUUCAUUGAACCAGCCUUUCGAAAUCUCCCGUCUUCUGAAGAGGAAGAUAUCACUUUUUCCAAUUUGUCCCUCAAACUGGCCACUGAUGUAAUUGGGCAAGCUGCAUUUGGGGUUCAUUUUGGUCUCUCCAAACCACCAUCCAGCAAUGAAGUUAAGAACAGUGAUGAAGUAUCAGAGUUCAUCAAUCAACAUAUUUACUCUACCACAAAUCUUAAGAUGGAUCUAUCAGGAUCUUUCUCAAUUAUACUAGGCCUACUUGUCCCCAUUCUCCAAAAACCAGUUCAACAUAUCCUUAAGAGAAUACCUGGGACGAUGGACUGGAAAAUUUACCAGACUAACAAGAAACUGAGCAGCAGGCUUGAUGAGAUUGUUGCAAAGAGAAUGAAGGACAAGGAUAGAGGUUCCAAGGACUUCUUGUCUCUCAUAUUGAAUGCAAGGGAAUCAGAGAAAGCCAUGAAGAAUAUUUUCACCUCAGACUACCUUAAUGCAGUUACUUAUGAACACCUACUUGCUGGGUCUGCAACAACAUCCUUCACAUUGUCUUCAACUAUCUAUCUGAUUGCCGAGCAUCCAGAAGUGGAGAAGAAGUUGCUUGCAGAGAUUGACGGGUUCGGUCCGCCUGAUCAGAUGCCAACAGCUCAUGAUCUCCAGCACAAAUUCCCCUAUCUUGAUCAGGUUGUUAAAGAGGCAAUGAGGUUUUAUACAGUUUCCCCAUUAGUUGCAAGAGAAACAUCUGCAGAAGUAGAGAUUGGAGGCUAUGUUCUUCCCAAGGGCACAUGGAUCUGGUUGGCACCUGGGGUUCUAGCAAAAGAUCCAAAAAAUUUCCCGGAACCAGACAAGUUCAAGCCAGAGAGGUUUGACCCAAAUUGUGAGGAGGAGAAACAAAGGCAUCCUUAUGCUCUCAUACCCUUUGGAAUUGGUCCUCGAGCAUGUCUAGGCCAGAAGUUCUCCUUACAAGAAGUAAAGCUUUCGCUGAUUCAUCUAUACCAAAGAUAUGUCUUUCGCCAUUCCCCAAACAUGGAGAAACCUCUGGAACUUGAGUAUGGCAUAAUUCUCAACUUCAAACAUGCUGUCAAGCUCAGAGCCAUCAAACGACAUCCAUGAAAAUGGUUGAACUUAGCUAAGCAAGCCUUUCAUCAGUAAUGUUGAUGCUUUAAGUAAACUCCUUGUCUUGGCCGUUCAAUGAACAUGAUGAAAUUUAAGUCGUUGGAUAAGGGUUCAGGUUUUGUAAUCUGAGACUUAAAAGAGUGAAUACAUAAAUAAUUGGUGGUGUCUUUUUCA
Messenger RNA from Vitis vinifera (wine grape), 1997 nucleotides. RefSeq names its product cytochrome P450 711A1. Bases 228 to 1820 code for a protein of 530 amino acids. NCBI's taxonomy places the organism in Eukaryota, Viridiplantae, Streptophyta, Magnoliopsida, Vitales, Vitaceae. The record is from RefSeq and is a predicted model, not a curated record. The transcript is spliced from 5 exons. Gene Ontology annotation, molecular function: oxidoreductase activity, acting on paired donors, with incorporation or reduction of molecular oxygen; heme binding; monooxygenase activity.